ACUACGUAAUGGCGGGGUGGAAAUUAGCGGGAUGUAGGCUAAACCCUAUCUAGCGGCGCCCGCCACCAGGCUGCUCUGUGGGAAUUCUAAUUUUCAAUCUCGGGCUGCUCACCAACUAACGCUGAAUCUCAUCCUCUUACUUCCUCACUUCUUGUUCCCUCAAACCGCGUGAAGUAAUAGGCAAGCAUACGCCUUUGAUACUUCACGAGUCCUCCCUCUUUGCUUCAUAAGGCAUCGCAUACCUAGAUAGUUGCCAACUGACACUGUCCCGCCUAUCGAUUAGCGCCCUAGGCCCCACCUCGAUAUAGAGCCUGAAAGAAAAUCAGCCCGACUUUUACAGUCUACACAUUCUGCAUACAGACACAUAAGGAAGAGAAACAUGGUAUCUGCUUCUAAAGCCGCCCGCGAGGCUAAACGUCUCGCUGCCGGCAAGGAGCCCAAGAAGACCGCCGCCUCCAAGGUCUCUUCCAAGGCUGGUUCCAAGAAUGCCUCCAAGGCUUCGUCUGUCAACGGCGAGGAGGAGGAUGAGAUCGCCAAGCUCACUUCGCAAAUCGAUGAGCACGGUAUCUCUGACCGUGUCACGACUGGUGUGCUUUCGUCGCUCGCGGCCAGUCGCGACGUCAAAAUCACAUCCGCCAGUCUUGUGUUCCACGGAAAAAAUCUACUCACAGACUGCACCUUAGAGGUCACUUUCGGUCGAAGAUACGGACUCCUCGGUGAGAAUGGCUGCGGCAAGUCUACUCUCCUGAAAGCCAUCGACAAGCGUGAAUAUCCAUUUCCGGAGCAUGUUGAUAUCUACCUCCUUAAUGAGGGUGCCCCACCAUCAGAAUUGGGUGCUUUGGAGUGGGUUGUCAAGGAGGCUGAGAACGAGUUGGCGAGGAUGGAGAAGCAAGCCGAGACCAUCUUAGAAAACGAUGGGCCUGAGAGCCCUGUUCUUAUGGAUCUUUAUGAGCGCAUGGAAUCUAUGGACCCAUCUACCUUCCACACUCGUGCUUCCCUCAUCUUGACUGGUCUCGGAUUCAACAAGAAGACGAUUUUGAAGAAGACGAAAGAUAUGUCUGGUGGCUGGAGAAUGCGUGUUGCUCUUGGCAAAGCCCUUUUCGUUCGCCCCUCUCUCCUCCUACUCGACGACCCUACCGCCCAUUUGGACCUGGAAGCCUGUGUGUGGUUGGAAGAAUAUCUGAAGAAAUGGGACCGUACCCUCAUCCUCGUCUCUCACAGUAUGGACUUCCUGAACGGAGUAUGCACCAACAUGAUCGACAUGAGAAUGAAGAAACUCACGUACUACGGUGGUAAUUACGACUCGUACAUCAAGACCAGGUCCGAACAGGAGACAAACCAGACCAAGGCCUAUGAAAAGCAACAAGAAGAAAUCAAGCACAUCAAGAAGUUCAUUGCAUCCGCUGGAACAUACGCCAAUUUGGUCAAGCAGGCCAAAUCUCGGCAAAAGAUUCUCGAUAAAAUGGAGGCAGAUGGCUUCAUCGAGGAGGUCGUUCAGGACCGUGUCUUCUCUUUCCGUUUCGCCGAUGUUGAGAAGCUACCACCUCCUGUACUCUCCUUGGACGACGUGACAUUCGCGUACUCGGGCAAGAAAGAAGACAACCUCUACGAAAAUCUUGAUUUUGGUGUCGACAUGGACUCGCGUACUUGUCUUGUUGGACCCAAUGGUGUUGGUAAAUCCACCCUUCUUCGUAUCUUUACUGGAGCUCUUUCGCCAUCUGGAGGAAGUGUCUCACGCCACUCGCACCUGAAGCUUGGUCUCUACAGUCAGCAUUCAGCAGAGCAACUCGAUCUUACCAAGUCUGCUCUCGACUUUGUCCGCGACAAGUACCCCGCCGUUAGCCAAGACUACCAAUACUGGAGACAGCAACUUGGCAAAUACGGUCUUAGUGGUGAGUCUCAGACUGCUCUAAUGGGCACUUUGUCAGAGGGACAGAAGAGUAGAAUCGUGUUCGCUCUUUUGGCUAUCGAAUCGCCAAACAUGCUUCUACUUGACGAGCCUACCAAUGGUCUUGAUAUUCCUACUAUUGACAGUUUGGCUGACGCCAUUAACGCUUUCAACGGUGGUGUCGUUGUUGUCUCCCACGACUUCAGGUUACUCGACAAAAUUGCGAAAGACAUCAUGGUUUGCGAGCACAAGACAGUACGCCGAUGGGAUGGCACCAUCACCGAGUACAAGAACCACCUCCGCAAAAAGAUGACAUCGACUGGCUCCGUCUAGGCAUUAUUCACAGCAGAUGACUGAAAAGUGGAGGAAGACGCCAGACAAGCGAUGAGGACCAAUGCGUCCCAAUCGCGAGGCAGGAGGGUGCCCAUGCAGCUGGAAUCUGCCCUAUCAUGGAACAUGUACGGCUGGAUAGAGGUGUUCUAUACUGGGUUUG
Molecule: messenger RNA, 2381 nt
Organism: Pseudovirgaria hyperparasitica
Lineage: Eukaryota; Fungi; Ascomycota; Dothideomycetes; Acrospermales; Acrospermaceae
Exons: 3
Coding region: 380-2221 (613 amino acids)
Molecular function (GO): ATP binding; ATP hydrolysis activity
Source: RefSeq, a predicted model, not a curated record